UUCACCGUAUACGAACACUUCCGUUUGCACGAUCAAUCAAUCGAUUAAUUGUAGCCAGAUCGAUAAAGAGAGAAAUCAAGAAAUUGACCGUCGCGAGUCAGCGUGUUAUGAAAGAAUUCAGAAUUUUUUGAAAAAAGAAAACUAAAUUAAAAAAAUAUAUAUAUAAGAGAGAAGUCGAGGCCACGUUUAGUGGUUGUUGGUUGAUUCGUGAAGUACAAUUUGCGCGGGAUACCGCACGACGAAUGAAAUUGUGAAAACGUGCGUUAUGGCGAAUCAUCAUCCCUCGUACGACUUUGACGACAGAAGCCAGAGGAUCCGCCAUCGGGUCGGCACCGCGUCAAGACCUGCAGAUUCCACCGUGGCUUGUACCAGUACUCAAUAUUACGUGGGGCACAAUAGCGAUAUCACUGAGGAAGAUUUGGCAGAAUUACCCUCAUGCGUUUACGCGGGCAGAUCCACGCAACACGUCACGCACACAUCGCCACAUACACAUUCUCCUUUGCACUAUCACAUGCCAGUUUCAACGCCAGAUCAUGACACAGAAAUGAACGGCGUAGAAGAGGGUUAUUAUCCAAAUGGUAGUCCUUAUAGAAUUCAAAGACACGCAGCUAAUAUUCGUGAAAGAAAACGUAUGCUGAGCAGCAUCAACUCGGCUUUCGACGAGCUCCGGGUCCACGUGCCGACCUUUCCUUACGAAAAGAGACUGUCGAAGAUCGAUACCUUGCGCCUGGCCAUAGCGUACAUUGCGCUCUUGCGCGAGGUUCUAGCGGCGAGGCUCGACCCUUUGACUUACGUCGAGAGGUGCCUUAGGGGUGAGAUAAACGGCGAGCGCGCCGAAUGGAACACGAGCGGUAUGUCUAUCCAAGAAAUUAAAGAACCACCCACGAAGAUCGACUCGUCGAUCGGCGAAGAUCGAAACGAAGAUGUCACCAGGAGAUACGUUUCCUGUCUCGAUUUAAUUGCAAGUUCGGCGUUAAUGAAUCGAGAGAAAAUAUACGACAGAAAUGCGGAGAUGAUCCUGCUGGAACAGACCCGAGCCAGCGAUCGCGGCAGGAUCAAUAAUGUAAAUCGUCGCGUGAUCGAGUUAAGUGACAAUGACUCCAAGAUGAUCCUACGGAGGCAAUUCGGAGAGAUGGCAGAACGCGAGGGUGCAAAUUCGCAAAGCAACGCAGUGGAUUAUGAAAAUAUGGAAAUUCUGCAGAAACUGCCGCCAGACACGAUCGUGAUACGGCAAAAACCGAAGUCGGAUAUGGAAGACAGCGAUUAUAGGGAAUUGACGGAGACGAGUAACAGUAGUAGCUCGACUUCUGGCUGUACGGAUGUUAAAAUGAAAGGAAUUUCACGAGCACUCAGGAACAAAACUCUCAAAACGAUGGAGGUGAGACGAAAUCCCAUGCGAGUGUCUAAGAGAAAUAUUGAUAAGGAUUUUUCGCGACCGAAACAACGACUGCUGGCCAACAAGAAAGAGUUUUAUUCGAAUUAUGAACUCGGGAAGCGCGUAAGAUCGUCCACGAUGCCGUACAUGAAUACCAGAUCUGUUACUCGAAAGAUGUAUACUGUAGGUGCUACUUAUCAAGCACCUACCAAAAAAGAUGAGACGGAGUGGAAGGAGUGGCCCGUGCAUGGAAUGCAUGAGAGACCGGUCUACCAUCCUCAAGCUGGUUUAGCAGUGGAGUAUUUAGGAAGAUACUUCACCAGCCUCGAUGGAUUAUCUUAUUGCGAGAUCAUCAACGAGCCUGAUAUCGAGGUGGUCUCUGUCGAUCCGCAUUGCGAUCGGGUCUCUUCGGCCGAGAAGAAGUCCAAGGGAAAGGCGAGAAUGAAAAGCAAACGUUCAUCGAAUACCAAAGAUCCAUGGAAUACGUAUCUCUCCGUGAACAACAAGUCCUUUGAGACAUGCAUGCACGAAAGUCUUCAUUGCGUGUUCGGUUAUUGUUCGCAAGUUAUGACGCCAGUUUACAGGCAAGCUGUGGAAGAAAAGAUGACGAAGGUGACGAUUUCCGCCAAGACGAGCUCUUUAGAAUUGGCGAAGGAGCCAACGGACGUCAAAGGUAACGUCGCAAUUCCUUCGGAGAAUGUCACUAAGCUUGCGGAAGAAACAAAAUUGUUGGAAGCUUAUGCGAUCGCCAUGGCGCAGAGUAUACAAAAUAAAAGCACCGCCAAUAGCACGAGCGAUCAGAAAGUCACCUCGACUUUUCCGUCAUCUUCAACAACGUAUUUACCAGAAGCGCAGAAAUCGACCCCGGACUUCAACAGCUCGAGGACCGCUUCGCAGAAUGGAGGAACGAUCAGGAUGAAUUUGAAGCAGAUUAUUCGAGGCGCUCCAAACAGCUCUCUAAUCUUGUUGAGAAGUUCGGCCGCGAGAUCCACGAGCGGCGAUGCUUGUACAGCAAUCGCAAGGAAUAUAUUCAACUCGGCCAAGUUGGAAGAUGCGUCCGGCGACGAGACGCUGACGGGGAUGUCGUCGAUCUACAAAAAGCUGAUGUAUGCCAAAGAGCCGGUUUCGAAAUGCGAGGAAUCGCCAGUGAAUAACAACGUGCGCACCUUAAAGAGGUGCGCCACGAAUACGCAGGAAUAUACAACGAAGAGGACCUUCCUCGAGAAUCAGUUGGACAACAAGAAGACCGUCCAGGUCGUGAAAGAGGCGCGCGAAAACAAGAGUCUCGAUCACAAGAUGAAAAUUAGCAGGGAGUCAGACGGUAGAAUAUCCAUGACGAGUUCCGGCAAGAACCUCGCGUGGUGCACCAACGAAACUUCGGAGAUCGCUAGAAUCUUAUCGGAAUACAACAAAGGCACGAGAAAGCCUACGCAGUCCAUGCAGAGCCAAACUUACAGCUCGAGAGAUACGAAGACGAGCUUGACGAAUCCGAGCGUGAAAAGUUUGCCGAAGAGCCUCUGGCAGAAGAGUACGACGGCUGAGGAGACUCAACAAUUCGUAUCCAAUUCGAAUACGAGUUUUGAUUUCCCGCAGGGAAAGUGGAAGAGGCUUCAUCUGAUGCUGGAGAAGACCAAGGACGGUCAGGUUGCCGGUGGCAAUCAAAACGCUUGGAAGGGCCCUUCGACAUCAGAGAGUCACAAAGUUCCUUUGAGGGAACAAGUGAACCUGGGCACGCUGAAUUAUAUAAGAAAGAAUUCGAUUGACUCUCGCAAGGAUCCGAAUGAGCACGAAGUUAUCAUGGUUGAUGUGAAGCCGAAAGAAAAGAAAUCGGAAUAUUCUAAAGAUGAAACGGGGUCGUUGCAAGAGCUUUUGGAGAACACGGCGAUCUUAUAUUGCGCCGCCAACGGGGUUCAUCAGGACGAUCUGUCAAGUUAUAUCGACACUCUCGACAGCAAACAGAGCAUUCAAUGGCUAGAGACUUGCAAUAAUUCUGUCGUGUAAGAAAUUGAAGAUAAAACAGUAUUUUGUUUAUUGUAUACGAUAUCGUUAAGUUCAAAGUUAUGUGUCUAUCGCAUUAAAACAGUUUUAUGAAGAUAAUUUUAUGGGUUAAUAGUUUAUAAUAAAUCGCGUAUUCCUUUGGUUUAUUUUACCCGAAGAACAUAUACAGAGAUAUGGAUAUUAUAAAAGAUACGCCUUUGAAAUUUUUAAUCAGCAGCCAUUAUCGACAAAGUAUUAAUGACACCUACAAAACAUAAAAUGCGUAAACUAAUAAUUAUAUUUUUCUAGUCGUCACAUCUAGAUAAUAUAUUUUUUCUCUUUAAAUCGGAUCAAAAUUUUA
This is a messenger RNA of Temnothorax curvispinosus, 3713 nucleotides long. RefSeq lists its product as uncharacterized. Gene Ontology annotation, biological process: developmental process; regulation of transcription by RNA polymerase II. The record is from RefSeq and is a predicted model, not a curated record. The coding region runs from base 266 to 3376 and encodes 1036 amino acids. Lineage: Eukaryota; Metazoa; Arthropoda; Insecta; Hymenoptera; Formicidae. The transcript has 7 exons. Gene Ontology annotation, molecular function: DNA-binding transcription factor activity, RNA polymerase II-specific; protein dimerization activity; RNA polymerase II transcription regulatory region sequence-specific DNA binding.